This is a messenger RNA of Solanum verrucosum, 775 nucleotides long. RefSeq lists its product as uncharacterized. The record is from RefSeq and is a predicted model, not a curated record. The coding region runs from base 43 to 765 and encodes 240 amino acids. NCBI's taxonomy places the organism in Eukaryota, Viridiplantae, Streptophyta, Magnoliopsida, Solanales, Solanaceae. The transcript is spliced from 3 exons.
GAAAAAAAAAAAAAGAACAAGUUUUCUCUCUAUAUAUAUGAUAUGAAAAAACUUAACAUUAGAAGCAACAAAAAAGAGAAAGAAAUUAUGGGUAUUUGUGAACUUGAUGAAGAUAAGUUGUCCCAAAUGGUUAGAGAUUUUAUUGAAAUGGAUUGUGAAAAUUUUCAAGUUGAUGAACUUGUUGAUCAUAAUAAUCCUAAUAAUACCUAUCUUUCCUUAAAGGAUAUUCUUGAGAAUGUUAGUGAUGGUGAAAAAGAGAUUCUUGGGAAAAUCUUGUUUUAUUGGAGAAACAUGGUUAACAAUAUGGAGCCUAAAAAGUUGAGACAAUGGAUUGUGAAUAGAUUAAGAAUGGAUGAGUAUGAAGCUUCUCUUUGUAAAACUUCUUGGAUUACCUCUUCUGGAAGUCCUUCAGCAUUUCAAUUUACAGGUGAUUAUGAAUACAUUGAUGUGAUGAUGAAAGAAAUUAACAAUGGAUCAGAAAGAGUGAGAUUAAUAGUGGAUAUUGAUUUUAGGUCUCAAUUUGAGUUAGCAAGGCCAACACAAGAAUAUCAAGAGCUUUUAAAUUCACUUCCAUCAAUAUUUGUGGGUACUGAGGACAAACUUAAUGGCAUAAUCUCUUUGCUUUGUUCAGCAGCCAAACAGUCCCUUAGAGAGAAAGGUCUACAUGUUCCACCUUGGAGAAAAGCUAGCUAUAUGCACUCUAAAUGGCUAUCUCAUAAUUGCAAGAAAAUUGCUCUGUUUGCACCAACUUUACAUAUAGUUUGAAGGACUAAUU